This is a messenger RNA of Stereum hirsutum FP-91666 SS1, 829 nucleotides long. Its product is annotated as DnaJ-domain-containing protein. Gene Ontology annotation, cellular component: nucleus; cytoplasm. Gene Ontology annotation, molecular function: protein folding chaperone; protein-folding chaperone binding. The record is from RefSeq and is a predicted model, not a curated record. Bases 44 to 691 code for a protein of 215 amino acids. The transcript is spliced from 5 exons. Lineage: Eukaryota; Fungi; Basidiomycota; Agaricomycetes; Russulales; Stereaceae.
CUCCUGAAUUACACCCUGUUCUCUCCCACAUACAACCAAACCCAUGUCUUCAUUUCCCGAUUACUAUUCCAUCCUCAACAUCCCGAAGUCUGCAUCUGCAGACGAUGUCAGGCAGGCUUAUAGGAAGGAGUCGCUCAAGACACACCCAGAUAGACUCGCCAACGCCUCAGAGGCAGAGAAGAAGAAGGCUACGGAGAAGUUUCAGGCAGUAGCUGAUGCCUACUACGUCCUCUCUGACACCCAAAGACGACGCGAAUACGACAACUUGUACGGUAGUCGCUCAGAGAAGAGUGCAGACCCAGGCGCUUCGUCCGACUUCUUCUCCACAUUCGCAAGCAUGUUUGGAAGUGCUGCUGGUGGAACGACAGGUGCUGCGGAGGGAGAGACUGGUCAGAGACCAGAUGCCAACAACGUGUUUGGCGACGUGUUCGAGGAUCUUCUUCGCCCCGAGGUUGAGCGUACAGCCCCUUUAUGGGCAUGGCUAGGAGCUGCUUGCGGUGCUGGCUUGGGGUUCAUCAUAGCCAAUGUUCCUGGGACUUUGGUUGGAGCAUAUGCUGGAAAUAGACUGGGAGCUGUGCGUGACGCGAAGGGCAAGAGUGUCGCGGCGGUCUUCAGCCAGCUCGGCGGGUCCCAGAAGGCUGAGAUUCUGAGAGCGUUGGCAUUCAAGGUGCUCGGCUCCGCUAUGGGUUGAUCGCGAGCUCGUUGCUCCUCAUGUUUCCUCUGCAUUCACGAUUUUAGACUACUUUGCACAUGCAAUUCUGUGGGUCUCAUGGUUUAUCUGGACGUAAUUUUGUAAUUUAUGUGUAUAGUAGCAUACCGGUUGGUUCUU